CCACCACCUGGAAUGUCAACCGAUCCACGAUUCCUUUCACCUCGUGGGGAUUCCCGUCUGUUCAGUAGUCCUCGAUUCCCACCCCCUGGAUCUUAUCCAAGUCCGUUCACACCCGCUGCCCGUAUGCAGUUCCCAUGGUCACCUACUCGUAGUCCAUUUCCACCCAGAUUCAACAGUCCUGAUUUCUACACGGGAUCGCCUCGAAAUUCCGGUUCGUUUACUGGAAGCUAUCAGAGCACACCUCGUUCGAGCUAUCAUCAUGACUCUUCUCAGUCGAACUACGUGACUGGGCAGGGACUAACAGAAAUUGAUUCUCACUCGACUAGCUUCGAGUCGGCCCGAUCCAACCGCACCCCGAAUCGAGGACGAAAUGGAGCCUACGCUUCGGAACAACGAUGGUCGCGAGGUGAUCCAAUUACACGAAGUCUUUCUGACCCAUGGGCCCAUCUCACUCCGGUCGCUACUCCGGAACCCGGCUGUCUUGUGGCCAAUCCGCUAGUGCAACGACACACUGUUCUGUUUGCACCACGUGNAUCGACGUCGAAAAGCCGAUCAAGCCGAUUUGGAUAA
Molecule: messenger RNA, 570 nt
Organism: Echinostoma caproni
Lineage: Eukaryota; Metazoa; Platyhelminthes; Trematoda; Plagiorchiida; Echinostomatidae
Source: the annotation of a GenBank genome assembly